CCCACUCUAGCUUGCGUGACCCCUCUACACCGAGCAUAUAUCUCACCAUCUAAAGAUAUCGAGUGGUUGGGUCUCUCUGAAGAUAUUGGAAAGUGUCAGGUGUGCAAGCUAAUAGAUAGUUGGUUCAUUGAUAGACAGAUAAGUCAAUUAAUUAACUGACUAUCUUAUAGUUUACUGUUAGCUAUUAUGAUGACUCGAGGAACCCUGGCUCGUCAGACUGAGGAGCAACUCCGUCUGACACUUCAGGAACUUAAGGAGUGUAAAAAUCAAAAUGAAAUAUUGCUUUCUGAACGCGAGGAUCAUGAAAAAGAAAUGUUAAAUAUUAUUAAAAGAAAUAGCGACUUAAAAAUUGAAUUGAAUAAGUUAAACAUAAAUUAUGAGGAAUUGUGUCAAAAGAAUAUUCAAUUACAAAAUAUGGUGGACAGCUUCGACCAGUAUAGGGAUGAGUAUGAGGAGGCCCUGAGCAACACUACCAUGUGGAAGAGGAAACUCGAUGAAGCCCAUACACAGAUUAAGUCGCUUGAAACCGAAAUUCAUGAACACAAAUCCUCACAAACACAAAACUUGUUCCAAGAAAUGUUUGGGAGGGAUCCUAGUAUUAUAGAGAAAGAUGUCACAAACAAUAAGAAUACUUUAUUACCAAUAAUAGAUUUAACGGGUGAUGACAGCAUACCUUCCUACACAUUUCAAAGCAAAAAUAAACUAAAAAAAUAUAUAAAAAUUAUUAAAUGCAUUAAAAAAACCAGAAAA
Aricia agestis (brown argus) is the source of this 750-nucleotide messenger RNA. RefSeq lists its product as uncharacterized. The annotation marks the transcript as partial. The transcript has a single exon. The record is from RefSeq and is a predicted model, not a curated record. NCBI's taxonomy places the organism in Eukaryota, Metazoa, Arthropoda, Insecta, Lepidoptera, Lycaenidae.